Messenger RNA from Cuscuta campestris, 846 nucleotides. NCBI's taxonomy places the organism in Eukaryota, Viridiplantae, Streptophyta, Magnoliopsida, Solanales, Convolvulaceae. The record is from the annotation of a GenBank genome assembly.
CCUGUACCCUGUAUCUUCACGGUGCGCUCUUGAAACUAAGCUUUCAGCUUCUUCUGACAUUCUGAAAGAUAUUAAUGGCCAAUCCUUGGAUGAGUCUCUCUUGAAAUCUACAAGUUUCUUUGAACUUGAGAGGUACUUGUAUAGCUUUCUGGAUGCCUCAACAAGUACAGGAAUUCAACGAAUGAGACUUAAGCUUGAGACACCGGUUAUCAUUGCAGAGCAGCUGCUUUCAUCCUGCCAAACUUUUAUUGACACUACACAGGCACGUAUAGUCCAGCUUUUAGACAAUACUCUACGGCUGUCGAACCUUGAUCUUGUCACUGGAUAUGUAUUUAGAGGAGAAAAAACUACUCAAAUGCCAGCUACAGUAAGUGUCAAAAAUGACAUAAUUGGUCCAGCAGCUUUUGAAGCAGAAGUGAGUGAUACUCUUUUAAAGUCAACUUGCAGCAAAAAGGGAUCUGACUAUAGCCGCUAUCUCAACUCAUCUCAUACUGUAGGGGAUGCCAAUGGGUCAAGUGGAAUUGAAAUGAAUAUAUGGAAUGGAAUCAGGCCAACUGCCCUAUCUUAUGUUCCCGGCAUAGCUACUUUUCACAGGGGAAUCAGCUGUGGAGUUGGCGCUGUAUUUUCUGGCAUGGUGGCCUGCAAACAGUAACAUGGGAGGGGAAUGCUAUUGGCAGAAGGAGAACGGAAAGGAUAAAGUGCUUUGGAAGGGUUGUUUUAUUAGCACCGUAACAAUCUUUUAUUAAUUUUCCAAAACUCCAUGAUAAGAUGUUUAACUAUCCUUAUAUAGAGCCUUACACCUAACCUGCUUAGAAACAGAAAGACAAAUCAAAUAAAACCUACAUA